Molecule: messenger RNA, 1749 nt
Organism: Kwoniella botswanensis
Lineage: Eukaryota; Fungi; Basidiomycota; Tremellomycetes; Tremellales; Cryptococcaceae
Exons: 14
Coding region: 1-1749 (582 amino acids)
Source: RefSeq, a predicted model, not a curated record
AUGCGUCCAUUAUCUUUUCUUCCGCUUAUCCCUUUGAUCCUUUCAUCUACCCUAGCUCGUAAAAAGGACGGAGGUGGAUCAUCCACACCGGCUGUUACGAUUCAUCCAUACAACUCACCGCUUUACCAAGAAGGAGUUACAAUCACCGGUGUCCACGAUGAGGCCAGCCAAGUCGAUAAAUUCUAUGGUAUCCCUUAUGCUGCACCUCCUGUUGGCUUCCUUCGAUGGAGAAGACCUAUCCCGUACAACUACACCGAUGAUGUCGAUGCUCGUCAUCCCGCUCCAUCAUGUCUUCAAGAUCCGACUAACCCCGAUAUCGGUCCAGGAGGUACUUCAGAGAACUGUCUCUUCUUGAACGUUUAUACUCCUUCUGGAUGUUGGGAAUCUGAAGAUCCUCUUCCAGUCAUCGUCUAUCUUCAUCCUGGUGGUUGGCAAUGGGGAAGUGGUACUAUCCAUGAUGGUACCAACAUCGUUUCUUACUCGCAAGAUCUUGAAAAACCGGUAAUCCUCGUCACCUUGAACUAUCGACUUGGUGUAUUCGGAUGGCCCAACGGUCCCGCUUUUGAUCACGCACGAGCUGGUAAUCUUGGUAUGAGAGAUAUCAUCAGAGCUUUGGAAUGGGUUCAAGAGAACAUUUGGGCGUUCGGUGGGGUCACACUCCACGGUCACUCUGCUGGUGCGAUCACCAUAUCCCAUCUCUACUUUGACACCGAACAAAGCUUGUUCAACUCAGCAAUCAUGAGCUCAGGCGCUCCUUCUAGCGUUCCUAUCGGUCUCAUCGACAAGACUUGGCUUGGACCUUACGACCAGCUCCUCAACUUGACCAACUGCAACACCACUUUUGGCGAAGAAGUUGGUUGUCUUCGAAACCAUACUGCUCAACAGAUCCUCGAUGCUCAAAUGACUAUUUUGUCUAAUCCCAACUGGACAAGCAGCUUCAUCUACGGUCCAAGUGUAGAUUCUGAUCUUAUCCCCGAUCAACCCUGGAAGCUACUUGAAAAAGGUGUCAUCGCCCCUAUUCCGUUCAUCAUCGGUCAAACCAAAGACGAAGCAACCGGCUUCACUCCUGUCAACAUCACGCAAGAUACGUUACUCGACUACUUCAAUAGACUAUACCCGGUUCCCCUUCCAGCCAACUUCACUGACAAUCUCACUACUACAUGGUAUCCAGAUGUACCAGCUCGAGGAGCACCAUUCGGUUCUGGCAAUGCGACUUUCGGUCUUGAUCCUACGUACAAACAAUUCGCCGCUCUUUUGACCGAUGCUCGACAUACCGCACCUCGAAGACACAUGCUUCGUCAAGCCAACGAAUAUUUUUACAACAGAACUUGGACUUACACCUUCGAUUACGUUCCGGGUAAUGUCUCGACAAACAGAUAUGGAGCUCCGCAUCUCUCUGAUCUUCCGUAUGUCUUCGGCUGGAACAAUAAUUGGACUGAACCCCAGCGAAACUUGUCCCGUUUGAUCCAAAGUUACUGGGUCAACUUCACCUACUUUGGUAAUCCCAACGGACCUAACGCUUCCAACCCGUAUAUCUAUCCUGAUCCAUACGUGAACACCACCGCCCCCGUCCCUCCCACUACUCCCGAAGCGCCAGUCAAUUCGACGUACUGGACAGAACACGAUCUUUUAGCUGGGAGGAAGGAUAUUCUUAAAUUCACCCUCAACAACUCCACUCUGAUCCAAGAUAACUACAGGGAAGGUUCGAAUAGUUACUUGAAUGGUCAUCCCGUUGAGCUUGGAUACUAG